This is a messenger RNA of Eremomyces bilateralis CBS 781.70, 1065 nucleotides long. Its product is annotated as alpha/beta-hydrolase. Gene Ontology annotation, molecular function: hydrolase activity. The transcript is spliced from 2 exons. The record is from RefSeq and is a predicted model, not a curated record. NCBI's taxonomy places the organism in Eukaryota, Fungi, Ascomycota, Dothideomycetes, Eremomycetales, Eremomycetaceae. Bases 1 to 1065 code for a protein of 354 amino acids.
AUGAUCACAUACCCGUUUAAGAGCAAAGACAAAAAGGCCCCGAGGUAUAUCAACGACUUGGCCUACGCAGCAGUUCGCGAUGCUGUCAUGAGCCGCACGCUUCAACAAGCCCGGGGUAUGACACCCGGGUCGGACAAGGUGCUCGAUCGAAUGGUCAAGCGCAGGAGAAAGAAGCUCGACAACGUCAAGUUGCCCGAGGGGAUCCUAGCGCAUUGGCUUGGUCCACGGAAUGCAAAGUAUACCAUGAUAUAUUACCACGGCGGCGGGUUCAUCGACGCCAUCAUGCCUGGCCAUGUGCGGUUUCUGUUCAGCCUCAUGAAAGAGAUGAGGAAGAGUGGGAAGAACAUGUCGGUUGUCGUGCUGGCGUACUCUCUUGCACCUGAAAAGCCAUAUCCGACGCAGCUGCGACAGGGCGUAAAUUUCCUGCGGCAUAUGAUCGAGGUCGAGAAGAAAGAUACAUCUCAGCUCAUCAUCGCCGGUGAUUCGGCAGGUGGUAACCUGGUUCUAUCAGUCCUCUCGCACAUCGCACAUCCACACCCCGACAUUCCUCCCCUGAACCUUCCCGGUCCGUUGCACGCCGCCGUCGCCUUUUCGCCGUGGAUUUCCUUCCGCGGCACCGAAGAUUCUAUGAUAGAAAACAUCGGAUCCGACAUUUUCUAUCCCGCCACAGUGGUCUGGGCCGCCAAGAACUUUCUAUAUUCCGGUAUUGGCAAAGGACGAAAACCGCGUCCGGGCCAUCUGGGGGACGAGUGGAGCGAGCCCAUUGUCUGCGACGAGCAAUGGUGGGAAGGCGCGGCAUCGCUCGUGACACAUAUGAUGAUCUGGGGCGGAGGAGGGGAGAUCAUGAUCGAUAGUAUCCGGGAGAUCGCGCAGAAAAUCACGACUGGGUUUGAGAAUGCUGCGAAGGCGGCGUGGGAAGGGGAAAGGGAGAAUAUUGGAAAGGUUACGUUGAUCGUGGCACCGAGGGCCUGUCAUGUAGAGCCCGUUGUUGACCAUAGCAUGCCAUUUAAAAACCAGAAAAGCUCCCAAGGGAUCCGGGAAUAUCUCCGGUCUAUCUUGGAUUAG